This is a messenger RNA of Drosophila subpulchrella, 2118 nucleotides long. RefSeq names its product protein lethal(3)malignant blood neoplasm 1 (gene l(3)mbn). Gene Ontology annotation, molecular function: structural constituent of chitin-based larval cuticle. NCBI's taxonomy places the organism in Eukaryota, Metazoa, Arthropoda, Insecta, Diptera, Drosophilidae. The coding region runs from base 226 to 2037 and encodes 603 amino acids. The record is from RefSeq and is a predicted model, not a curated record. Gene Ontology annotation, cellular component: chitin-based extracellular matrix. The transcript has 5 exons.
UGUUUCAUUCUCAGGCGCUUGCUCCGAACCGAUAAUCUCGCCGUGAGAAACGCGUCGUUCCGUCCGCUUGAAAUUCAAAUAUUUAUAAUCGUUAUAUUUGUAUUAAAAUAUAAACGCCCGCUUAUUUAUGCGUUUUUGUUUGUGAGAUCGCUGACAGUUCAUAAUAGGGCGUGAAGAAUUAAAUAAUUUUGUGAGCAAUUUAAAUAAAUAAAAUUAGGCCGCAAAAUGAGCCUCAAAAUGAUGGCGAUCGUUUGUGCUCUGCUGCUCCUGUGCACCUUGACCCACGUCCUGUCGGCAGCGACCACAGUGCGACCCUACAAGUUCGGCUUCACCAUCGACGAGCAGCAGCAUCGGGCGGAGAAGAGAGAUGAACGCGGCAUUAUCAUGGGCGAGUUUGGGUUCAUCACCGCCGAUGGAAUAUACCAUGUUACGGUCUAUGCCACCGACGAGGAGGGCAAGUUUCGCAUAAUCUCCAUGAAGAGCUAUCCCUACGCUGGUCCCGUCGGUCAAAAGACACUGUCUGUGACAACGACGCCAAAGGCCCUGCCACUUCCGCUUCCGGUGGCUCCGCCCAGGAAUACCUUCAUCACGGAAGGAUGUGCCGGCUGUUUCCUGAAGAAGUCCCCUCCCAAGACGGAGAUUCGCACUCUUUCCCAGCCAUUGGCGCCAGCUCAAUCAGGUAAGCCCGAGGGCUCUCCGGAUUACGGCCUGAAUGUGCAGUUGCCCUUCCGGGAGUCCAUUGCCCAAACUGUGGCAAGGCGUCUUGGCUUGGACCAAGAUACACAGCAAAGCACCAACACUUACACGAAUGCACCAAACACUAAACACAUCGCACUUGGUCUCAACUUAGCCAUAAACACUUACUACACAACCAAGGGCGCUGUGACCGGACAUGUCAGCACUCAGACCUCGAAUUCCCAAUCAUCGAGUGGCAAUACAAAGAUCGACUACAAUGUGGGCGUGGUCGAGAAGGCUGGAACGCCAGUGUAUCCACCAUUGAACAUCAAGUUGGACGAGGAAGCAGUAAGGGAAGCCAUCGAGUAUGCCGGCCGGGUAACAGGUCCUGUGGCCCUGGCCAAUCAGCCACUUGUUGCCCCAUCAUCGGUGCCUGCCAGUCAAGUGAAAAUCUUCGCUGUAGAUGAUAAUGCCAACCUUCCGCUUGCCAGCUAUGUUCAAUCCGUAGGACAACGACCAAGUGCUGAUAUAAGAAACAUCCUUCGAUCCGGAGUUGCCUCUGCGAAAACAGUGGCUCGUUCGAAGGCACAGCCCACACUCACACAGAACCCACACCAAGCACUUCUUUUGAAUUCAGCAACCACUGCGGGAAUUUCUGGAGUGUCAGCCAACUCACCAACCGGAAGUUCAGCAAACAGUGGAAGCUUCUCUGCAGGAAAAGCGCCUGCGGGAGGAUCUGGAGGAUCACCAACUGGAGGAUCUGGGGGUGUUUUCGGCGUAGGAGGUUCAGGCGGAAGCAAGGCAUCUGGUGCUUCAGCUGGAGGAAGCUCACUAGGAUCUGGAUUGGGAGUUUCCGGAGGAAGCAAGCCAACUGGAGGUUCCGCUGUCGGUAGCUCGUCGGGAUCUAGACUUGGAGGAGUCGGUGGUGGAAGCUCGUCAGGAUCUGGACCUGGUGGAGCCGGUGGUGGAAGCUCGUCAGGAUCUGGACCUGGAGGAGUCGGUGGUGGAAGCUCGUCAGGAUCUAGACUUGGAGGAGUCGGUGGUGGAAGCAAAGCCUCUGGUUUUGGCGGAGGAAUUGGAUCGGGAAGCGGAAGUGCCUCUGGAGCAACGGGAGAUCUGUACAAAUUUAAGUACAUCCUGGACUACAAUGGACACGAGGAGACCGGCGGUCGCAAUGGUGACAAGCAGGGCAGCUACUUCGCCAUCGGUGAGGAUGCAGUGCAGCGGACCAUCGAGUACAUUGCGAACGAGUUUGGAUUCCAGCCGCACGUUAGCUGGCGGAAAUUGGACGCCAAGGAGGCGCUGCCCGAGGAGAAUUCGCUGAAGCACUACGAGUUCAAAUGGUUCAACCAGGAGCAGUAGCCGCUGAUUCUGCAGCGGAUUAGUCCAAGUCUAGGGUAGCCACCAUUUUCCCCCCUGCUGUACAUAACAAAUCUUGUUAAU